Molecule: messenger RNA, 4888 nt
Organism: Sebastes umbrosus (honeycomb rockfish)
Lineage: Eukaryota; Metazoa; Chordata; Actinopteri; Perciformes; Sebastidae
Gene: apbb1
Product: amyloid beta (A4) precursor protein-binding, family B, member 1 (Fe65)
Exons: 15
Coding region: 244-2307 (687 amino acids)
Biological process (GO): regulation of DNA-templated transcription
Cellular component (GO): nucleus; cytoplasm
Molecular function (GO): amyloid-beta binding; transcription factor binding
Source: RefSeq, a predicted model, not a curated record
CCUCUGUCUCUCUCUGUGGGAGGAGGAGGCUGCCGGGCAGCUGCCGGCCAGCUGAGCUGUGUCAGUGACGUCAGUCUGUGACGCAGGUUCUUCCUCCAUCACUAGUCGAGCCCACUGACAGAAAACACCUAGAAACGAAGCGAGCCUUCACGAUCUGUGGAAACAUGUAGUUAGAUCACACAGUUCAGCACAUUACGACAACAGGAGGUUUGGUGGAGCAGCACCGUCACAUGGACAGUUAACAUGGGGGGCCAUGAUGAUGAAGAUCUGCCAUAUGUAGUGAAUAAACAGAAACACGAUGAAGAGCUGAAGAACCAGCUGAAUGACAGCAGUCACUGGUGCGAGCAGGAGGCCACUGGCAACAAGGCCAAGUGGGUGAAAGAAGGCCAGAACCAGCUGAGGAGAGUAGCUGAGAACCAACAGGACCAGGACCACAACUGCAAUAUCAGCCAGAAUGGGAACAAGGAGGACUUCCCCCAACAGAUCAGCACUCAGGAAGAACAACAGGGAAACCAGGAGCAGACCAAGUCUCCCAAAAUAGUACUGAGCCCAGGUCUCAGUCAGGAGGAGUCCAAGAACAUCCUUAAUGAGCCGCUACUCAUCCACACUCUGGAGUCCACAGAAGAGAAAGAGACAGAGAGAGAGGAAGAUGAUAAAGAGAAGGAAAAGACAUCAGAGGAAGAUGAAGAGGCAUCAGGAGACACCAGAGGAGAGGGGACAGAAGAUCAGAGUGAUGUGGAGUCUCAGAGAGACGCCAGUGUUGUAGGGAGAAAUGCCUGCCUCCUCUUCUCCAACAUGAAUGGGACACCAAAUGAUGAAGAGUCCAGCUGGCCUCCACUGUCUCAGGACAACCCGGCCGACAGCUCUCCAAACGGCAACAGAGAGUCCUUUUGGGAUUCCAGUGCCUUUGAGACUGACACAGACCUGCCUUCAGGGUGGAUGAGGGUGCGCGACACAUCAGGCACAUACUACUGGCACAUCCCCACAGGCACCACCCAGUGGGAGCCUCCUUCACCCCUGGGUAAAGUUGGCGACUCCAUGAUGUCCUCCACUAUGUCCCUGGAGACUACACCCUGUGAGGAGACUGAGGAAUCCUGGGCUCACCUUUCCAGCACAGAUGAAGCAGUCGGUGAAGGGGAACUGUGGAAUGAGGAGGGAGAGGUCACAUCUGAUCAAAGUCUGAAAGAGUUUGAAGGAGCAACUCUACGCUAUGCAUCCAUCAACCUGAAUUACAAUUGCUCCCAGUCUGAAGAAGAAGAGAAGCUUGCUCCACUCUGCACAGAUUUAGAAACUAAGUGUUUUGCAGUGCGUUCCCUGGGCUGGGUGGAGAUGUCUGAGGAGGACAUGGUACCCGGCAAGAGCAGCGUUGCUGUCAACAACUGCAUCAGGCAGCUCUCUUAUCACAAACACAACCUUCAUGACACUGCCGGUAUCUGGGGAGAGGGUAAGGACAUGCUGAUGGUGCUGGAGAAUGACACUAUGAACUUGAUUGACCCACUGGGACAGACUCUGCUUCAUGCUCAGCCCAUUGGCAGCAUCCGUGUUUGGGGUGUUGGCAGAGACAACGGCAGGGAAAGGGAUUUUGCUUACGUGGCUCGAGACAACCUGACUCAGGUUCUGAAGUGUCAUGUUUUCCGCUGUGACUCACCUGCCAAGAACAUAGCCACCAGCCUCCAUGAGAUGUGUUCAAAGAUAAUGAUGGAGAGGAAGGCAACCAAGCCAGGAGUGAGCAGGCUCAGCUCUGACCCGAGUAACCCUGUAGUCAUCCCUAUUGAAGAGUUUCCUGCUCCGAAAAAUGAGCUCUUCCAGCGCUUCCAUGUUUAUUACCUUGGUUGUGAGGCUGUGGCUAAGCCAGUCGGUAUGGAUAUAAUCAAUGAUGCGCUCGAGGCAGCAGUUAAUGACAAAGAUAAAGCUGACUGGACUCCUGUCUCAGUGAAUAUCGCUCCAGCCACCCUCACAAUACUUUCAAAACAGAGUGAGGAGGUGCUGUCAGAGUGCAGGGUGCGUUUCCUGUCUUUCAUGGGUGUGGGAAAGGACGUCCACACCUUUGCUUUCAUCAUGGCGGAGGGUCCCCAAGAUUACACCUGUCACAUGUUUUGGUGCGAACCCAACGCAGCUAGUCUGAGUGAGUCUGUACAGGCGGCCUGCAUGCUUCGCUACCAGAAGUGUUUGGAUGCACGUCCGCCCAGCCUGGCCUCCUGCCUGCCGACUCCUCCCGCUGACUCUGUGGCUCGACGGGUCAAGAAGGGGGUGCAGAGUCUGCUGGGCAGCUUUAAGAGCUACAGGUCAGGCUCUCAAUCCCCGUGAGUUGGAGUGAAGAUGAUCCACAGUCCAUUAAACACAAGGUCCAUCAUCACAGCCCCUUCUCAAUGUCACUUCUCUUCCUCUCAUCCUUCUGCCACAGUUUCGCCUUACGACCGUCUCACUUGUCUAGUCACUAGUCUGGUGUGUGGAGUAGUUUGUGGGGAAAUUAGUGUGUGAAAAGAUUUCAUUUCUUUCCUUUUUUGGCCGUUACUUUCUCAUUUUAAACUCCCAUCUCCAAACAGAUAAAACCCUGGCAUCUAUAUUUUUUCUGUGCUGGGAUUAUUUCUGUGAGUCUUAACUAUUUUUGUGUUUUAACAGAAACAAUGCUAUGAAUGUUGGAUAUGGAUGUAAUAUAUACAGUAUUUACAUGCAGGCGCUAGACUUUGCUUGAUUGCUAGAUUCUCUCACAGAAAUUUCUCGUUCUCUUUCCCUCCUCGGUGCAAUUAUCAUCUCUAACACUCCUCCUUUUCUACUUUUAAACAAGGUACUGUAACACAGCCGUCGUCAGUUGGUGUCAAGUAUCCUAAUAUUGAUUUUCUAAAAUAUCAUUGCACCUCUCUCUCCACCACCUUUAGGAUGUAACACAAGCGCUGUAGGCAUCUCAGUAGUGUGCCACGUAUAGUUCUAUGUCCCUCCCAAACAAUGUAUUUUAGUCUUCCAAAGAGCUGUAUGGUCAUCUGUCACGUAGUGAGCAACCACUGAUUUGAGUGUAGUGUGUUUCUCAUACAUUCUGCAUGAACAUUUGCAAGUUCAGUGCUAGUGUGCAAUAAUCAGAUGUUCCUGUAUGGUGUGGUGACACGAUGGCUGCCUUGUGAUUCAUUUGUUCACUUUAAUGAGAGAGUCUGGCGUGAUUUGGGUGCGAGGCUAAUGGAACAACAGAGCCAUGUUGAAAUUCAUUAUCUUGUGAUAGAAAUAAUAGUAAUAAAAAAUACAAACUCUGGGUUUUCACACCGCCGUUCACCCCCACCGUCUACUGAAUAGUACUGUAGAAACUCACCACAAGCUGCAUGUUUUGAUAGCUUAGAGUUCUCGCUGCUUGCAGCAGUUUAGUGCUUAAGACCCAUCAAUGUAUCCUGUAAAUUCUUUCUCUGUGUUUCUGUACGGUAAGAGGAGGAUGGAGUUGAUGUGUUGUUUCGUGUUUCAUAGGCAUGUCACUCUAGUUAGUGUCAGUGUUUAUCAUAAGCUAGCAGUAGAGAGUUAGACUUCCUGUCAGUUCCUUCAGACUGAAAAGAUGAGAGCAGAUUAAUGUUUGUAUUUACAGUUUGUGUAUAUGGGAAACCCACAGAUGAUUUCUCCCCAGUGGUUUACAUUUUUAUUUUUUCCUAGGCCACAUUUUGACACGUGUGUGCCCGGCCACUCCAGUUAAUGUAUUUUUUAUUGUUUCCACACAUUACAAUGUACACUAUUAAGAUGAUAUUCAGAUUAGUUGGUUAGAUUGACUUUUUAUAAAGAAAACACUAAUUAGCCAAGUUGUAUUUGAUCUUUAUGUGUCUGUCAGUGAUCAAUACUGUAUGUAGCACAAUAGUACUAGUCCUCUCUAAUAUUAAAGAUGCAGUUUGUAAGAUCUUUUGGUAAUUUUGACCUCUGCAAGGCAUUCGUUUGGCCACAUUGAGACAUUGGUAGCUACUUACUGGAUAUCCUCAGGCUAACUGACUCCACUACAUAUAUAGAUCAAAAUAAGACAAAACUACAAUAAAUGACAACAAAUGAUGUGAAAAAGAAUGUAUAGACAUAACAAAUACAACUUUGAACAAAAGAAUCCAUCUCUGAAACAGUGAUUUGUUAAUGGAUAACGUUGUGUCCACGUCAUCAUGCUGAUGUGAAGAAGUGAGACUGUGUUAAAUGUUUCAGUCUAAAUGGUGUGUAAUGAUACACCUAUGGUCUAAACUAAAGCCAUUUUGAAGUAGUUUUGAUUAAGUUUCAUUUACCUGUUAUCAGCAUUGAAUUGUUCAUAACUUUUAAACUUUCUAAAUGUUUUGUUUUUCAAGAAACACUCAUAUUUGAUAUUAUUUUUAUAUCUAAAAAAAAAAAGCUGAAAUCAUAAGUGUCCCCAAAGUAGUGCUAAAAGAAGUUUAGUAUUUGUAAAAUAGCAACAAAAGAUAUGUUUGAAACAUAUGGAUUGGAAAUGAAUCCCAUUUGAGUAUAGAGAUAGAUACGAUAGGGAAGUGUGACACUGACCUUAUUGUACGACCUUGUCACCUCAUUUUGAAAGCAAAGCGGCGCUUUCUAAUGACUGGCCUUUAUCAAACUUACAUUCAUAGAUUCCUCUAGAUGUUUUUAACAUUUUAGAAGUUGUCACUAACACUAAAUCUAAACUAAAACUCUUACCAACUGCUUCUUUAUAUGUAUAAGAUAUAACACUAAUGCAAUUUAGUCUACAUCGACUCAUAUUACUGCCAUGUCACUCAUGUGUCACUUGGAAUUCUUUUUGCUUUUUCAAAGUGCUGUGUCCAGUCGGUGGCAACACUAAAGCCAGAUGAGUCAAAGAACAUUAGCAGAUUAAAUUAUUUCUGUUCAUGUAAAUUAGGUGUAUAAAAUGUAUGUAUAUAAAAGUCACUGCACAAUAAAUGUGAACAUAUCCUAA